AUGGGACUCAUUCGAUCAGACGCACAGACGCAGCGGCGGGAAGUACGUCGCGAGACAAUGUUGACUGCCACCCGAAACGAACAAGUCGACAAUUACGGUCCGACAGACAGUCCGCAGCUAACGGGAAAGAUAUCCACCGAAUGCUACUAUGUCGGAGCUGUCGAUCAGCGCAUCUCACGCCGCGAUCGGGUCAAACCAGUCGGAAUGGCACGCGGAAAAAGAGGCAACUUGCAACGUUACGAAGGAGCCUCCACAAUUUACGGCCCACUUUCAUUACCUGCCUAUGUAUCUCAAUUCAAGAAGUUGGCAGCUGCGCUGAUUCAAAAUACCCCGUUGCCUCCGGGACCCAAACCUUCCAAUUUUGGUGAAAAGGUGCCAUCAUUUUUACCGGGAGUGCUGUUUGACAAUCCGCAUUUCGGGACGCAGUUUGGUGAUGUUUUAGUUCAACCGCAGGAGAUCUACACAGAUGUGAGUUUUGCUGUCGUAUCAUUUUUGUCACUAUUUCACUAUUUCACUUAUAUGUCACAAACCGAUCAAAUGUGCCAAUUCUCGAUCAUGUUGAAACAAGCUUUGCCCGAAAAUUUCACGUAG
Messenger RNA from Echinostoma caproni, 591 nucleotides. Lineage: Eukaryota; Metazoa; Platyhelminthes; Trematoda; Plagiorchiida; Echinostomatidae. The record is from the annotation of a GenBank genome assembly.